Thamnophis sirtalis is the source of this 738-nucleotide messenger RNA. Lineage: Eukaryota; Metazoa; Chordata; Lepidosauria; Squamata; Natricidae. The record is from RefSeq and is a predicted model, not a curated record.
CAUUCUAUAAUUAUGACGCCCGAGGUCCAGAUGAGCUGUCACUGCAAAUAGGAGACACCAUGCACAUACUGGAAACACACGAAGGUUGGUACAGAGGUUAUACUUUGAGGAAAAAAUCAAAAAAAGGCAUCUUUCCUUCUUCCUAUAUACAACUUAAAGAAGCAAUAGUUGAAGGAAAAGGACAACAUGAAACUGUUAUACCAAGUGAACUGCCACUUAUUCAGGAGGUUACCACUACACUACGGGAAUGGUCCAUAAUAUGGCGACAGCUUUAUAUUCAAGACAGCAGAGAAAUGUUUCAUAAUGUAAGACAUAUGAUAUAUGAUCUUAUUGAAUGGCGAUCACAAAUACUGUCUGGAACACUUCCCCAAGAUGAGCUCAAUGAACUAAAGAAGAAAAUCACAGCAAAGACUGAUUAUGGAAACAGUCUCAAAAGCAGAAUCUUGACAUUAGUAGGGAAGCAAAAUUUGCUGCAACACCUUCAUUUGCAUUAUUUGUAAAUCUGAAAAAUGUUGUUUGCAAAAUUGGAGAAGAUGCUGAAGUCCUUAUGUCUUUGUAUGACCCUUUGGAAUCCAAGUUUAUAAGUGAUGGAUAUAACUGACAUAAUUAAUGGGAAAGUAGAUGAUGAAGAUAAGCAGCACUUCAUUCCAUUUCAACCGGUGGCAGGGGAGAAUGAUUUUCUUCAGACUGUAAUAAACAAAGUGAUUGCCGCUAAAGAAGUUAAUCAUAAGGGUCAAG